Molecule: messenger RNA, 4805 nt
Organism: Danio rerio (zebrafish)
Lineage: Eukaryota; Metazoa; Chordata; Actinopteri; Cypriniformes; Danionidae
Source: RefSeq, a predicted model, not a curated record
GACUUUUUGUCUGACGCAAAGUGUAUUUAUUUAACAAUUACUUGUUAACUUGAGUAUAAAUUACGAACAUUUAUACUAUUCAAAGUGCAUAUUUAAAUGUAGUAAUAGCACCACUCAGUAAACGAAGGUGAACUGUCAACGUUAUUUUAUAUUUCAGUUGGCGAAAAAUGAGCGCGCACACCGUUUAAAAUGGCGGAAUAGCACCGCCCAAUGAGCUAACGUGAACUGUCGACAUUUUAUAUUUCAGCCGCCGAUUUAGCGCGCCCGCUCUUCAACUUGUGAUGCUUAGUGCAAACCUUUGGCACCUGCUAACUCCCUGCUAACGAGGGUGAUCCAAAUCUGUGUGGACCAGCCCGGACAAUUCAAAACUAUAACUCAGCAAUUGACCGCAUCCAAGCAGAAGGAGCACAAGACGUGGAAGGAGUAAAAUUCAGAAUGGAUGACGUAGAGCCAAGCAACAUAAGCAGUGCCAUUACUAAUGUGUUACCAGACCUACCAACCUCAAAUCUAAAUAUUGUAUUGGAGACAUUACAAUCUUUAGGUGUGGGAGCCACUGAAGAUUUACAGUAUAUUAAGGAAGCUGAUCUGCUCACAGUACUGAGACCAGUUCAAGCUAGAAAACUGUUGGCUGCAUGGAAACAAUCCACAGAGACAACUGAAUUCCAUAGUCAGUCAACAUUGACCUCUCCAGUGUCCUCAGCGUGCUCCUCAGUCUCACUGUCUUCCUCACCCUCACCCUCACCAUCACCCAGACACAUGAUUGCUACUGCAGAUUGGGUCGACAGCUUCCAGAUUCCAUGGGAGAAGCUCCCAGAAGCCUUAAUGCAGAGUUUGGAGAGAGGGAAAAGGCCAAGCUCAAAGUUACGCAGAGAAAUGAUCCGAAUUGUAGUUGCUGAAAUGAUGCAUGCCUCUUCUUCUCCUGGUAAACAAUCCUCCACAGAGGUUGCGAAGAAAAUGGUAGCAAAGUAUCCACUGUCACUGCAAGAUGUUAUAGAAGGUGAUGUGGUAGGAACAGGAUAUCACUCACUCGUCAAGCAGCUGCAAGCACGAAUUGAAAAUGUAAAGCGGUCUUCAGUACCAAGAAUAUUAAAGCGCAGACGGGGGUCAGAUGAAUUUGACACAGAUGAAAUCACAGCUGAACAGAGGGCAGCUGUUCAGGACACAUAUGGCUGCAUAAAGUGGGAAAUGAAGUUUAUGCCAGUGAGUGAGACACUGGAAAGCCAAGAAGAGAAAAAAGAGAAAAUGAAAGUGAUAUUUGAACAGGCAACCUUCAACACAGAGGAGGUAAAACAUCUCAUGAAGUGCACAUACUUCUCCCAGCGUAAAUCAGUGAACAGUGGAACCGAUCUGCAAUUCCUCAUGCAAGAGUGGCCUUUCUUAUUCAAGGAAGUUGGCAUGGCAGUUCACUUUCAUGAAUUAACUGGUGUUUCCCUGAAAGAGACUUUCCUCAGUAAUGUUGAAAAAAAAGGAAAACGUGUUUUAGAUUUCAUGAGAAGUGUUUGUGCAGAAAAAAGCAAACAUGUUUUGCAAGCGGCCACAAAGCUGAAAAUUCUGAGAGGACAGCUGGAGGGCUGCUCAGAAGAUGUAAAAGAUCUGGUGCUCCUCAUCCUCUCCUACUUUAAUGAAAAAGAGGAGGACUUGUUCUUCUAUGUGGAAGAAACUUGUAUGGCAAAAGAAGUACAAGUGGAAGGCUUACCUGUGACUCCAUGCAUCAUUGUAUGCGGAACAUCAUGCUAUGCUGCAAAGCAUUUCAUGCUGAGUGUUGACCAGAAAAUUGUCAACGAAUACAUCUCCACCUUCAUCUCGGCUGUUUGCAUGAUGUUUGCAACCUACUACUGCCUCAACAUUCACUAUCCUGUGGGUCUGGGCUCCACACUUGAGUUUAUUCAGAGGUGUUUCUUCAACAUCAAUCCUGAGAAGGGCACAAAAGUGGAAACUAAGAAAAACAAGAAACAGCUAACAGUGAAUCCAAGAGUCCUCACACUCAUUGCAGAUCUCUCAGAUCAUGAGUGGAGAGAGGCAUGUUAAAUAUGGACUUUCAGUUCACAUCAUUUGAAGUGUUAACACAACACGUAUACACCACUAAUUGAGUUUUCAGUUUACCUUAUCUGUUAACCACCAACAAAGAAAGUACGCUUUUAGUAUUUGGGUUAAUGAUAAUGUUUUAUUGAGCAUUGUUUUUGUUUAAUUGGUAAACUGGCUUAUUCCAGAUUUUGUUAAAAGUACAAUGUAACAGACAUUUUUGUUAAAGGCUGCAUUUGUUCCAUUUUUUUUCUAGUUUUCAUUGAGGGAAAGAGCAAAUUUAUAUACUAAAUUUAUUUUUCUAAAGAUGUUACAAAACAAAUUCAUUAUACUCCCUGCACAUAGUGUUAUAUGCUUAUGAUUUUGGCAUUUAUAAUUAUUAUUAAUUUAUUUUUUUUGUUUCAAAAUAUUCUGGUACUAGCAAGGAGUUCAGAGUGUUUGGCUGAUUACAUGCGGAGUUUAAUAAACCUUUUGGAAAAUGCUUUCCAGACACCUUUUUUUCAGUGAUUAUUGUGACACUUCAGAUUAAGUUAAUGACUGGUGGGAUUGCUAAAAUCUAAGAAUCUACGUAAAAGUAAGUAAACUAAACACUUGAGAAUAUUUAUGUAAUUAUUUUUACACAAAACAGCAUGUGUAAACACAUUCUAUAAGCUAAAUAUUGCAUAUUGUGUAAAAUUAAAGCUUUUAUCUUCUAACACAUUUCAGGCACUGCAUUCAACCUUCACUAGAUGAUGACUUCAAGGAAACACAUUUCUGGACAAAAACAACACUAAAGUUCAUCAGGAAACAAUGGAAAGAGAUCAGGAUUGCAACUUUGGUUGCUGCAAUAACGGUAUGUGUUGUGUUGAACUUGUUGAGCGGCUUGUGAAGCACAGCUGUUGUUUUUCCCUAAAUGUAGCCAUUUAUUUAGUACAUGUAGUGUGCAUACUGCUUUUAAAAGAGUGAAAGAUAUGCUUGAAACAUUUUUGUCUUAUUUAGGACAAUAUAUUUUCUUAUGUCUGCCAGAGUUUGAACACAAGGACUCUCUUUUCCUGACAAGUCUCUAUUUGGAUAAGAGACCUUUCAAGUAUAAAUUUGGGUAAGUUUUGUUGAUUAUUAAACAUCAAUUUAAAAGUACUAAUUACCUAUUUAACUCUUGCUUUACCUUACACAGAUGAGCAAUUCGGUGCUUCCAACUUUGCAGAAACGGGGUGUGGCCAGGCUCUAAGCUUCAGUGAGUACAUAUAAAUUAUAAGCUUUUAAAUUAACUGCCAUGCAUCAAUUUGUCAGAUCAUACAUGCUACUGUUUGGUCAGUUGCUCAACUAACCUUACUCUGUUGGUAUCACAAAAUUGUAGAACUAAAAUUACCUUUCAUUAAAAGAGUAUUUUAUUACAACCCAAACGUGUUUCCAAUCUUUCCUUGUAUAGCAGUGGAUUGUCCUAAUUUACAAUCUCAAAACAGAUUUUUAUGCUUGAUCUCAACUGAAGUGUAAUUUUAUUUUAGUUUAUAUUUAACUUAAUUUUAUGCUAGCUUUUAAAAAAUAAUAAAAAAUUAUAUUGCUAAAGUUGUCUUGCACAUUUACAGAACAAUAUUACCACACAUUCAUCACAUUGUCAUCUUAGUAAAGUUUGUGUUUAAAAAAAAAAAAAGAGUAAAGAAAAUCUCAGCUAAAUUGUAUUAUAUUUAUGUACAUUGUUUACAUUAUUAUUAUUAUUCUUUUGAGUUGGAAAUAACACAAACUGCUCAAUAUUUCGAAACUGCAGCAAUAUUUACUGUAGCUAUUGUGUAAAUGCUAAAAUUAGUUAUAUUUAUUUAAUAACUAUUAAUGUUAGAAUUGUUCCUUUUUUGUUUCUUUUCCCCUGUUCACAGAGAGGACCUUCUAAAAGUUCCGGUUUUCUGAACAUUGUAUCCUGUGUGUAAGAGACCUCUCUUCAGUCAAGUCUGGACCCAGUCAGACGCCAGUCUUAAGGAUAAUUGAUGAGAGAUCAUGCCAGUCCAUAUUGAAAUAGUGACUACAUGCAAGACUUCAAGCAGUACUACAUUUCAAGUUUGGAACAUACACAGUCCUGUGUCUUCCGUCAAGUGUGGGCUCAAUAUUGUUCAACCAGAGCAAGCAGCCCUGAUGGAUGUACAGUAUAUGUCUUCAUUGAUUAUCCUUACUUUUAUAUAUGGACACAUUUUAUUUCCAACAUCAACACGCCUUUGUGAGUACACUGGUCAAGUUAUUGGAUCAGCUCAAACUGUUUUAACACAGUCCCUGUAUGUAGUUUCAUUAAAAUCUAAUAAUUAUAGUUUGUGCCUUCAGUUGCUAUAGACUGUAUUUACUAGUUCAUUUUGCAAUUCAAAAACCUGAUUGAUUGUUGUAAAAUCUGUGGCAAACAACUGUAAUGUCUUUUGUGUUUUACCGUGUUUUUUACGGUAAAGUUCUGGCAACCACAGCUGCCGGUAAUUUUCUGUAAAACUGAACUUUACAAUAAAAUACUAUUAUAUUUAAUACAGUUGUUUUAUGUUUAUUACGGAAAUAGAAUGUAGUUAGUUUUACAGUAUAUUUAUUAUACACAGUAGUUUACUGUAAAGGAAUUUACACUUACGACUGCUAUUUUUAAAGUAAUUUACUGUAAACAUGUUUACAAUACAUUUGUUUUAUUUAACAGAAAUUUACUGUAAACAUACAGCAGUUUUCAACUGUAAAAUUUACAGAUCAUCAAAAAGUAUUCUGUAAAGCAUUGCACGUUGCAACCUUAUAUUUUACGGUGAACUUCUGGCAACCACAGCUGCCGGUAUUUUACCGUAUAUUUCACC